This is a messenger RNA of Notechis scutatus (mainland tiger snake), 1647 nucleotides long. NCBI's taxonomy places the organism in Eukaryota, Metazoa, Chordata, Lepidosauria, Squamata, Elapidae. The record is from RefSeq and is a predicted model, not a curated record.
UGGCUUUUUUUUCUUUCGGUCGGUGAGUUCCAGGGAGCCGGGGGAGUGGGAAGCCUCGCUCGGGACGUCCUGCAAAAAGCGAAGGCUGGGUCCGCUUGCUGCUGUCUCCUGUCUAAAGGGCAGGGGAGCGAGAGAGAGAGAGAUCCUUUCCCCUGGCCCCGUUGCGGGUCAGGUAGACCUCUUCUAUCCAAGGAGGCUUUCUUCGUCGCCAUAUGGUCAAACGGGCAGGAAAAGAUUUUUUACCCUCUGCGAAGCGAUGCGCAUUGUGAAGGAUUCCUCCAUGACUAGAUGUGACAUCUGUUCGGAGAUUUUUGGAAUGUGCUGCAGUUUGUCCUAUGUACUGUAUGAAUUGCACCAUCAACGUAAGAGUAAUUGCCUUCUUCAAACCGGCCCCUUCAGCUCAAUUGGGAGACAAGUGGAUUUCUCUUGCUGGGCUGCCAGAACAGUCUGAACCUAGAGCAAAGAUUGAUUGGUCGCUUGUCACUAACGACCCAGUGUCUCUUUUAUUCUUUUUAUAUUGGAUUUUUGAAAUUGUUUGCAAGCCACCCUCAGUCGCUAAAAGUGAGCAGGCGGCCUUCAAAAUUCUCUAAAUAAAUAAAAGAUUUCUGGCAAGGAAGGGAAGUUGCAUUCAAACAGAGGCUGUGUGCUGGAUGCAAAGAUGAAACAAUUAGACCCGUUGGUGGAUCUGAAUUUGGAUAAAGGCCCUGAUGAGACUUUUAUUCCCGGAGAGCUUCCGGGCUGCCUUGCAUCAAAACAGAUCAAACGAGAUCCUGAAGGAGAACAAGCCAAGGAUUGGGAAAGCCCGGGGCAGGAAUCUUUAAAGGUAAGGCGUCUCUCUCUCUCUCAUUCAAUUGGGAGGCAGAGGAAUUCUGACCCCUGGGACGAUGCCAAGAUCUUCCUGAUCUCCUUCGAGCAAGUGGCUGAAGCUUGCCGGUGGCCUAAAGCCGAAUGGAUGGCCCGGCUUUUGCCGGCACUGACCGGACCAGCCAGAGAGGCCUUUAAUGGCCUAGAAACCGUAGACCAAGAGGAUUAUGGGAAAGUCAAGGCUGCCAUCUUGCGAGGGGCAGCUUUCAAAAUGGAGGCCCAGCGCCAGCACUUUCGCCAGUUCCGCUACCAGGAGGUUGAAGAUCCGCGGAGGGUUUACGGUGACCUCCGGGAGCUUUGCUAUCGGUGGCUGAAGCCAGAGAAACACACCAAGGAGGAGAUUCUGGAGUUGCUGAUCCUGGAGCAGUUCCUGGCUAUCCUGCCCCCGGAGAUCCAAAGCUGGAUCCGUGAAUGUGACCCAGAGAAUUGGGUCCAGACUACAGACCUGAUGGAGGAUUUCCUGAUGAGCCAACAGGAGGCAGAGAUGUGGAAACAACAGGUGCCGGUAUCUUCCCAAGAUAGGGUUGGAGAUGCAUGCAAUCCUGUAAAGGAACUGCUAUUUGUGGAGAACAAAGAGCACAUUCUUGGGGAUUGGAGAUCAGCACAUCCAGAUGAUGAAAACAGCCCUUGUAACCAUCCAGUAACUUUUCCACCACCUGAGGGACAAGAUUUUGUAGAAACAGGACCAAAUGAGGUUCGUAAACAUCUGGCGGGAGGGGGGAGGCCUUGCGACCAGCUUUUUGUAACAGCGACAAUCUUGGAUAGGUAAUCCUCGAUUUACAA